Messenger RNA from Pseudopodoces humilis (Tibetan ground-tit), 2213 nucleotides. It is a transcript of the gene KCNJ8, whose product is annotated as potassium inwardly rectifying channel subfamily J member 8. Gene Ontology annotation, molecular function: ATP-activated inward rectifier potassium channel activity. Gene Ontology annotation, biological process: potassium ion import across plasma membrane; regulation of monoatomic ion transmembrane transport. Gene Ontology annotation, cellular component: plasma membrane. The record is from RefSeq and is a predicted model, not a curated record. NCBI's taxonomy places the organism in Eukaryota, Metazoa, Chordata, Aves, Passeriformes, Paridae.
UCUGUUACCCGUUUGGGGACAAAGUUUGGGAAUAAAGGGAGGGUUUUCCCGCCUGAUCCCGGAAGGGACGGAGAGCUGCGAGGGAAAAUGCGACCGACUACUCCGAGGAGUCCCGUUCCCUGCCUGCCGCGGCUCCAGCUCAACUCCUUCUUGUGAUGCUCUCAGAGGACGGGGCAGCCGGCGGGCUAGAUGCUCUGCGGGGCUGCAGCCGUAAGGAGGGAGUCUCUGCCCUGUCUCCGCAGAUUAACUUCGACUCAAACCAUAGACGUCUGAUUCUCCAGGUCCUGAGGGAUACGAAAAACUUAGUGCUUCGUGUUGCGGUCCCCAUCUGAGCACUGGUGUCUCCCGGAGAAGCAGCCUGAGGAACCGAGCUGCUGUCUGUCACGGUGCUUUACAUCGACUUUGUGAGACUGCUGUGUUAGCCUUCCUUCCUGCAAGGAGUCUCCCAGUAGCAUCUUUCAUUUCUGCUACGAGCUGAUACCAGCUAUUCAUAUAAAAACGAUGGUCUGAGAGAGGGAGGACACUGUAGAACCAGCAUUUAAUGUAGUGGGGUUUGGCAGGUGGUACCUAAUCGGGUCUUCUUGCACAGGUGACAAGUCUGACCAGGUUUUCUCUGUUUUGCAGGGUAAAGCAAACCCUGCAGAGACUUGCUAGAGAGACCACCUCCCAUUUCACAUCUCCCUAAGUGGACUAUGGUGGCAGGAAGAUGUUGGCUCGCAAGAGUAUCAUCCCUGAAGAGUAUGUGCUGGCACGUAUCGCUGCUGAGAACCUGCGCAAGCCGCGCAUCCGUGACCGCCCACGCAAAGCCCGCUUCAUCGCCAAGAAUGGCGCCUGCAACCUGGCUCACAAGAACAUCCGUGAGCAGGGGCGAUUCCUGCAAGACAUCUUCACCACCCUGGUGGACCUGAAGUGGCGUCACACACUGGUCAUCUUUACCAUGUCCUUCCUGUGCAGCUGGCUGCUCUUUGCCAUGAUGUGGUGGCUGGUGGCCUUUGCCCAUGGCGACAUGGACCCGAGCACAGAAAACCCUUCAAACAGCACGAAGUGGACGCCGUGUGUGACAUGUGUUAGGUCUUUCACCUCCGCUUUCCUCUUCUCCAUUGAAGUCCAGGUGACCAUUGGCUUUGGGGGCAGGAUGAUGACUGAGGAAUGUCCCCUAGCUAUUACGGUCCUGAUCCUGCAGAAUAUUGUGGGGCUGAUCAUCAAUGCUGUCAUGCUGGGCUGCAUAUUCAUGAAGACAGCACAAGCUCACCGGCGGGCCGAGACACUGAUCUUCAGCCGGCAGGCAGUCAUUGCCGUCCGCAACAGCAAGCUCUGCUUCAUGUUCCGGGUGGGGGACCUGAGGAAGAGUAUGAUCAUCAGCGCCUCAGUGAGAAUCCAGGUCGUGAGAAAGACCACGACCCCUGAAGGAGAAGUCAUACCCAUUCACCAAGUGGAUAUCCCCGUGGAUAACCCCAUUGAAAGCAACAACAUUUUCCUGGUGGCUCCCUUGAUCAUUUGUCAUGUCAUAGACAAGCAGAGUCCUCUUUAUGAUAUCUCUGCUUCUGACCUGGCACUCCAGGACCUGGAGCUCAUUGUGAUACUGGAAGGGGUCGUAGAAACCACCGGUAUCACGACACAGGCGAGAACCUCCUACGUGGCAGAGGAGAUCCUGUGGGGUCACCGCUUCGUGCCCAUCGUCACUGAGGAGGAAGGUGUGUACUCUGUUGACUACUCCAAGUUUGGCAACACUGUCAAAGUGGCUGCGCCGCGCUGCAGUGCCCGGGAGCUUGAUGAGAAGCCCUCCAUCCUCAUCCAGACCCUGCAGAAGAGCGAGCUGUCCCACCAAAACUCCCUGAGGAAGCGCAACUCCAUGAGGAGAAACAACUCCAUUCGGAGGAGCAACUCCAUGCGGAGAACCAACUCCUCACUCAUUGUGCCCAAAGUGCAGUUUAUCACGCCGGAGGGGAGCCAGAGUGCCUCAGAAACGUGAUGCACAACUUUGUACCAGGGCACUGGGCUUCAGAAGGAGGAGGCAUCUGUGGUAUUUUGCUUCAACUUCCUUUUACUUCAGAAACCGAGAACACAAUGCAAAAGGGAACCAUGCAAGAACUAUUUAUUCUAUUACUUACUGAAAGCACCACCUAAUGGCUUUAGAAAACACCUUAGCACUUAGGAUAUGAAUUAAUAAAAAAUGACACCUACACUAAAUAAAACACACUUCACUCAUGUAA